Triplophysa rosa is the source of this 4808-nucleotide messenger RNA. RefSeq names its product Tnf receptor-associated factor 2a (gene traf2a). Gene Ontology annotation, cellular component: plasma membrane signaling receptor complex; cytosol; cytoplasmic side of plasma membrane. Bases 346 to 2070 code for a protein of 574 amino acids. Gene Ontology annotation, molecular function: tumor necrosis factor receptor binding; ubiquitin-protein transferase activity; ubiquitin protein ligase binding. Lineage: Eukaryota; Metazoa; Chordata; Actinopteri; Cypriniformes; Nemacheilidae. Gene Ontology annotation, biological process: regulation of apoptotic process; protein K63-linked ubiquitination; tumor necrosis factor-mediated signaling pathway. The transcript has 11 exons. The record is from RefSeq and is a predicted model, not a curated record.
GCGCCCCCUAGAGGACACCUAUCAUCCACGCUCAACUGGGAAGCAUUACGCCUACCGUUAUUCACAUUUCUGAGCAACAUAAAUAACAAUAAAUUAUGAUCAUUUUAAUUAUGACCACACACAGCAUGAACGCUGAAUGUAUUUGAUAUAAUGUUUCAUAUCACUGCGGGAGGUUUUAUAAUGUUCACUGGACCGUAAUAUGGUAGGACAUAUGUCGUUUUAAAAUGUGACAAUAUUUAUUGUUAUGGAUUUAUUUGGACACAAAACAGUCAUCGUACUAAGUGAAAUGUGUAGAAAGAUCCCCGUCUCUUCUCCGGAGUCUGGUCACAUGCGCGCUCGGGCAUAAUGGCUGCACAGGAGCCCUCACCACCAUCUUCAUUAGAAGGCAACAAACCUGGCUUCCCCAAGAAAAUACUCGCCAACAAGCUGGAGGACAAGCAUCUGUGCAAUAUCUGUCAGAAAAUCCUUAGGAGACCGUUUCAGGCGCAGUGCGGACACCGUUUCUGUUCGUAUUGUUUUAAUAAAGCAGUGAGCUCUGGACCACAGAAAUGCAGUGCCUGUAUAAAAGAGGAUAUUUUUGAAGAGCCAACAUCUAUUUUGAAGCAAGGCUGCGCUUUUCCUGAUAAUGCUGCUAAACGAGAAGUUGAAGCUCUUGAAGCUGUUUGCAUCAAUGAGGAAUGCAGUUGGACGGGCACCAUCAAAGAAUAUGAGGCAAAUCAUGAGGGGAAGUGUGAAUUUAGGAUCCUACCCUGUCCAUUAUGCAAAGAGCUUUUGAGAGCCAACGAACUUGAGCGGCACAAUGAAAGAGAAUGCCCGGAAAGGACUCUUAAUUGUAAAUACUGCAAGGAGCCUUUUCAUUUCAAAAACAUUAAGGCCCACGAUGAGAUAUGUCCUAAAUACCCGAUGAUUUGUGAAGGCUGUGCCAAGAAAAAAAUUCCCAGAGAGAAAUAUGUGGACCACAUUAAACUGUGCACCAAAUUCAGAACUCCUUGCAGAUUUCAUGUUGUAGGCUGUGAUAUGACAGUGGAAAAGGAAAAGAUCCACGACCACGAGCAAGCCUGUUCCUACGAGCACCUAAACCUUUUACUGCACUUCAUCAUGGGCAUCAAGGUGAACUUGGAGAGUCUGCAGCCUCAGAGUCUGGAGUUGGCCAGCCACAAGAUCCACGAGCUGCAUCAGUCUCUGCGGGAGCUGGAGCUGAAGAUGGGCCAGCUGAGCGGAGCAGGGGCUUCCGUGCAGGGGGCUUGCGCUCCACUACCACCUCCGCUGGCUCCAACGCUUGGUACGUCUUUCACCCCUUUGCCUACCGCCAUUGGGGCAGCCUUGGAGCUUCAGCUACACAACGAGAAGACCAAAGUAGCAGAGCUCAGCCGACGCUGUCAAGAGCUGGAGCUGAAGGUAAGCACCUUUGAGAACAUUGUCUGCGUGCUCAACCGCGAGAUGGAGCGCUCUGCAACCACCAUGGAGGCCUAUAACCGCCAGCACCGGCUUGACCAAGACAAGAUUGAGAUACUUAACAACAAGGUACGGCAGUUGGAGAGGACGGUGGGACUAAGGGAUCUCUCCAUCGUGGAGAUGGAGGCAAAGAUGAGGGAGAUGUCUGCAGCCACCUACGAUGGCGUCUUUGUGUGGAAGAUCUCUGAUUUCUCAAAAAAGAGACAGGAUGCUGUAGCCGGACGUGCACCAGCUAUGUUCUCGCCUGCAUUUUACACAAGCAAAUAUGGCUAUAAGAUGUGUUUGCGCAUCUAUCUGAAUGGGGAUGGGACGGGACGUGGUACUCACUUGUCUCUGUUCUUCGUGGUGAUGAGGGGACACAGUGAUGCCUUGCUCAAGUGGCCUUUCAAUCAGAAGGUCACCCUGAUGUUGCUGGAUCAGAACAAUCGAGAGCACAUCAUAGAUGCUUUCCGGCCAGACAUCUCCUCUUCCUCCUUCCAGAGACCUGUCAGUGACAUGAACAUUGCCAGCGGAUGCCCCCUCUUCUGCCCUCUCUCUAAACUUGACUCCAAGAACUCCUACAUCCGAGAUGACACCAUCUUCAUCAAGGCCAUUGUUGACCUCACAGGCCUGUAAGAUGUCGCUGCUACUCUGCCAUUCUCAUUUCUCCAGCCUGUAGAGGUUCCCGUGCAAUACUCUUUCCCGAGGCCUGGUCCUUCGAUCUGAGCUCUUUGACGUGCUUGUUGCGAGCCCCGAAGAGACUCCGGGAACCAGUGCGGCACUUCGCUGGGAUUGACACCGCUCUGCAUUAUGUACCAAAAUUGUUCCCAGAUUCGUGUGCAGUUCUACUGUAAUAUAGUUUCCCUUUGGGAAUGCUCACUCUUUUAGAGCGAGAUGAUAGCUGUCAGCUGUGAUUGUAACGUAACUACUUGCCUGUGCCGUAAAUACGGCACCUUGCCUUUUAUAGAGAUUGACAAGACUUUCCUCACAAGAUAGACGCCAUUUCAUUUCCAAGCACUUGGCUUGUGUUGCAGUCACUAUUUGUGUACUAUUUCCUUUCUUAGUGUUCGAGCUACUCGUAAGUCAAUGUUUCGUGCGUAGCCAGACGUGGAAUCGCGUUGAUGUAUGACGUCGAUUCGUUCAUUUCGUGGCCGCAACUUGCUUCACAUUCUCAAUCGCUACUCUAAGCAUACGGUACGCAUCGACGGUCUUCUGACAUUCCCUUUUAGCAUUGUGUGCCUCAAAAGUCUUGUUUUCAUUGGUUCUCUCUAGUGGUGGACAUUGCUUGAAUUCCCUGAAGUCCAAAGCGUGGAAUUUGGGUCUCGUGAGUGAGGAGUCGUGCAUGUGAAGGUGUGACCUUUGUUUCCAUUUUUGGUGUUAUUUGAUGUAUUAGUUUGCAUGUUGGAUCUGUGGAAGAUACAUUCAAGUUAGCAACAGACCAGGUUUAAACCCUGGGCCUGAUAAGCAAAGGCAGUUUCAUUGUAAAUCUCUGUUGAAGAAAACAACCACGCUUGCGUUAAAACCAUCCGUUUUCUUUUCUAAAUCCUCACCGGCCGAUUAUAUUAUGGUCAUAUAUGGUUAUACAGGAACGCAGCCGUGAGUCUUAAGGUAGUGUAAGUAGGACAGAUAAUCUUGUGUGCUUUAUCGUGAUGUGGAAAGGCUGAUGUUCAAUAGCAUUUCAAUGUUUUCCUGUCUUUUGGGUGUUCUGUUGAUAUUGUGCUGCUUUGGCCAAACGGAUGCCAUUAAAACUAUGCGACUUGCUUUGGAUUGUGCCGAUCGGUAAGAACCAAGUAGGUGUUUAAAAAACGUAGUCAGUGAUUCCUGUCAUCCUUAUCUCAGAAAGGUCGUAGGUUUAAUGUUCUAGAAAAUGAGGAAUGUGAUUGUCGUUUUGAGGUAGCCUCAGUCUUUAAUAGACAGAUCAAUGCAUCUUUACUCCCAUGAGAUCAUUACAUGAGAAGAUUCUGUUAUUUGUGACCGGAGAAGGCGUUGCUAGACAUGUAGAAUGCAUAACUUCUACAUAAGGGCUUUUUUAGUAUACAGUACGUCUUCCAUGUGAGCUUUUCGGUCCGAUUCUUUUCGUAAAUGGAGUAUGAGAUGCUUUUUAAAGAUGCCUUCAUGCUAACAAAGCACCUCGACCCAGCCUAUUUUCAAACCAGUUCCCACAGAUAUCGAAACCUCUCUGUGCACGAGACGUUUUGAUAGAGAAGAUAAAAACAUAUUGUAAAUUAUUGGUUUACUUCGUAGACCUACGUUUUAUUUGUAUUGCUUUUUCUUUUUUAUCUGUUGAUUGAGAUGCAGAAUAUGGCGGUUAUAAAUGUGAGUGUGGUAUAUCAUUUAAGUAUAAAUAGAUAAACUAUACAGUGUACACGGUUGUAUGACUGGUGUAGCUGUGGAUAUAACAAAUAUGACUCAUAAAUAUAUAAAUAUAUUAUAGAUUUAUAUUAACAAUAAAUGUACUAUUUCCUGUUGGGAUGGUUUCAAAAUGUGUUUGGGCUCAUUUUGGGCUUUGGUAAGUUCUCCUCCAGUUUGGCAGACUCUUCUCUCAAGAACCUGUCUACAUGAAUAAGUCUCACCGUUGUAGAUUUCCCAGCUUGCUUUUUGCCCCCAAUGAGAUUUUAGAGUAUUUGUGAAUAGUUCUUCGGUGAUGUGCCUCUGUAGCAUAACUGCUUCUAAACAAAUGGUCUCUAUACAUAGCUUUAGCUGACAAUGCAUGUGGCAAGCAUGUCGUAUUGCAAGUCAUAUUAAAAGGAUUCUUUUUGAUCCAUUUUGAAAACACACCUUUGGUUUUGACAUGUCGAGUAGGCAUCACUUUUUUCAUUGUAGUAGUGCACACAUUUUUGCUUGUGCAAUUAUACAAGUGUCCUUCCUGUGAAAUCUACGGUUUGCAUUGUCUGGGGCCUGGGCUCAUAUUCAUACGCUAAAGAGGUGAAUAGAAAUUGGGGGAGCGCCCCAUUUAUUUGUAAGAAGUAAUAAGUUAUCAGACUUGAGUUUUAUCUUUGAAUUAGCGUACACUACACUAUAAACGUGAUAUUUUAAGUUUUUUUUUAAAUAUAAGUUUUUGCAUACAGUUGAGAUUUCAGCUCACAGAAAUAAUUAAUGGAAUACAGGACUGAUUUUUUUCAUAGAGUUUGCUUUAAUAAUCAAAGAUAUUUCUAUGUAACUUUGUAUGCCUUUCUCAUGGUGUGCCAGUGCCACUGAUCUUCCUGAUUCUGUUCUACAGAGCUAGAGAUGUAACUGUGAUGGCACUGUUGGUUUCUUCUGUGAAUUGUGGUAGUCGAUGUGCCAAGGAAGGAACCUUUGUGAUUCAUCCUGUGUUUUGGUUUAACCCUAGUGGAAUCUGAAAAUAAAGUAUUUUCUGUUCUCUUAUUUCUCCA